UAAAAAAAAUUAAGAAAAGAAAAACAGUAAUCCGUACAGAAGGACCCUGUUCUUCGCCGUAGAGGAUCAUUAUUCUCUAUCUGCCUGCCACACCCCUCUGGUCUUUGAGCUCCGAGACCUCUCUGAAACGUUUCAACCGCCACCUCCUAAGAAAGAACAGGGAAAAAGGAACGACCUUUUGUCUCGCUCUCUCUCUCUCUCUCUCUCUCUAUUGUGGAAGCUAAGCAAACUACUGGGUCAGGAUCUCUCUCUUAAAACAAUGGAUGAACAAUCUUCUAUGAGCAAGGAUGAGGAUGUGAUAGAGGGUUCCAAUGGAAAAGAUGCAGUCACAUCUGAGGGGAAUUCAGAUAUGGAACCAUAUGUGGGUAUGGAGUUCGAAUCCGAAGAGGCUGCCAAAGUGUUCUAUGACGCAUAUGCAACACACUUGGGGUUCAUCAUGCGUGUUGAUGCCUUCCGAAGAUCCAUGCGUGAUGGUAAGGUAGUUUGGCGUAGGCUUGUGUGUAAUAAAGAGGGAUUUCGUAAGACAAGACCCAAAAGAAGUGAGAAUAGGAAGCCUCGAGCAAUCACCAGAGAAGGGUGUAAAGCAAUGAUAGUGGUAAAGAAAGAAAAAUCGGGAAAAUGGAUAGUAACAAGAUUUGUAAAGGAGCAUAACCAUCCACUGGUGGUUACACCUGCAAAUGGUCGUCGCACUGUGCUUCUAUCUCAAACACCAGACGAAAAAGAUGUGAAAAUUCGGGAGUUGAUGGCUGAGUUACAACGUGAGCGGAAGAGAUCUGCAGCCUAUCAAGAACAACUUGAUAUGGUUUUGAGAGAGAUGGAAGAACAUUCAAAUCACCUCUCAAGAAACAUUGACGGUAUAGUCCAAAGCGUGAAAGAAAUUGAAUCGAAGAGGGUGGCACCCUCAAACAGUUAAAGGCUGUUCUAUUUGUUCAGCUGACCAUUUUUGUACAAUUCCUUUCACGUGCUGUUGCUUGUAUUCAGGACUGUAAAUCUCAGUUUUAGGUUGAGCAUAGACUGAAUAACCCUGUAGUUUAUCCUUUUCUUUCUUUUCUGAAUUAGCCUGUAGUUGUAAAAAUAGCAUACCUAUAAUUAGCAAGAUGUUCUAACUCUGUAAA
Molecule: messenger RNA, 1115 nt
Organism: Prunus avium (sweet cherry)
Lineage: Eukaryota; Viridiplantae; Streptophyta; Magnoliopsida; Rosales; Rosaceae
Product: Far-red impaired responsive (FAR1) family protein
Source: RefSeq, a predicted model, not a curated record